Peniophora sp. CBMAI 1063 is the source of this 909-nucleotide messenger RNA. NCBI's taxonomy places the organism in Eukaryota, Fungi, Basidiomycota, Agaricomycetes, Russulales, Peniophoraceae. The record is from the annotation of a GenBank genome assembly.
AUGCCGUCGUUCGCUCAGACUCCAAGUACUCUACAGCCUGCCGAGGUUGCUGUGGCACUCGUAGACGCUGCUGUAGUUAAGCAUCGGACACGCCUUGAUAAGGUCUUCUUCAAAGCUUUUCUUGCCGGCGUCAUGCUGUCGUUCGGCGGACUGCUCUCAGAGCUGAUUCAAGGCGGGUCUGCAGGCAUCGCCGCCUCCAAUCCUGGGCUUGUGAAAGUAAUGGGCGGCUUCGUGUUCCCCGUGGGACUCGUCAUGAUCGUCCUACAAGGUCAAGAGCUUCUCACGAGCAAUAUGAUGACAUUCCCCAUGGCGCUUCUUACUCGUGCUAUCCCGUGGUGGAGUCUUCCCCUGAACUGGCUUGUUGUCACGUUUGGGAAUCUUACGGGAAGUCUCUUCUUUGGGGCCAUCCUGGUCAAGUAUAGCGGCAUCCUGUCCACUGCGCCCUACGACUCGUUCGUGCAGACGUUUGCCCUUCACAAGGCGAAGGAUCCCGAGUGGCACCAGAUCUUCUUGCGUGGAAUAGGAUGCAACUGGCUGGUCAGCAUUGCGAUUUGGCAAGCCGCAGGAGCCCGUGACACGAUCUCAAAGAUCUACGCGAUAUGGAUCCCUAUCUGGAUCUUCGUCUCGUGCGGCUUCGACCACGUUGUCGCCAAUAUGUUCUCUGUACCUUUGGGUAUUAUGUUCCACGCUGAUCUGACGACUGCUGAGUACAUUCGCAAAUCUCUCAUUGCGGCAUACAUUGGGAACAUCGUUGGAGCUUCAUUUGUGGCUCUACCUGCGUGGUACUUCUACUUGUGGGCUGCCGAAUCGGGAGUACGCACAAUGAAUCAGGCGGAGACGGGCGAGGUGUACCCGGAGUCGCGUACACCUGACUCGAUCCGGGAGGACGAGCAGAUGAAGCGGCAGUGA